Messenger RNA from Dimorphilus gyrociliatus, 1641 nucleotides. NCBI's taxonomy places the organism in Eukaryota, Metazoa, Annelida, Polychaeta, Dinophilidae. The record is from the annotation of a GenBank genome assembly.
AUUUAUAUAGGUAAAUGACAAUGGAACUUGGAUAUGUAAUCAAAUUGAGCGUCUACAAAUAGAAACAGUAAAUCACAAACUUCUUUUACGCGCACAAGAGCUCAAAGGUAAUAACGGUAUAUCCUUCAAAUGAAAAUGAAUUCUUUACUAGUCAAGGCUUCGUUUUACUGUUUUGCAUUCCAAUUUUUUUUUGCCAACGGAGCUUAUAGGAGAACUGUUACAAUACAUAAUGGAAAUAUUAUAUUGGAAGCAAGACCAGCUGAAUUUGGUUUCGGUUUUGGAGAAGAUACAAAAGUAAUAGAAAUAACAAAUAUGAGAUUUGUCUUUGUAAUAAUUUUUUGUUCAACAUUGCUUUAAUUUUCAAUCAGUUUACCGGAAUUGCUGUUAAGUCAAUACCAGAAAAUGGUUGUGAUAUGUAUCAUAAUCCUUCAGCAGUGAGAGGAAACGUAGCAAUCGUCCGAAGGGGUGGUUGCUUUUUUUCUUCAAAGGCUCUUUUUGCGCAAUUAUCGGGGGCUAUUGCUGUUGUUAUCUUAGAUAACCUUAAUCCUGGGAGUAUUGGCGCUUUUAGUGGUUUUUUCGCAACAAAAACGAUGGCUGCAAAUUCUUGUGUUCGAGAUAAUGAUAUUAUAAUACCUGUUGCUGGUCUUGAUAAAAAUGAUGCUUAUACUUUGACUACUAAAAUGGAUUUGGGCAGUACUGUAAUUACUGUAUCAGCUAAUGCGUUUUUGAGUGCUGUUGAUGAUUCUUGUUCAUCGAGUUCGAGUUGUAAGGGUAAUCCAAAAGCAAUGAAAUGCUCUUUUGGUGUAUGUGUCUGCCUGACCGGUUUUGAAAGGGUAUUAAAUAAUGGAACUUGGAUUUGUAAUCAAAGUCAGGAAAUUGAUUGGUCUGGUUCAUGCUCAUAUAAAACAUUUGGGUCUUCGUGUGACGAAGGAGAUGUUUGCAACGGUUUUCCUAGUGUAGUUUGUAUAAGUGGUAGAUGUAGCAAUUCUGAAACGCCUAUAUUUACAACUGAACUCCCAACAACUCAAGCAACACCAGAUAUUCAAAAGUGGAAUUGCAGUAAUAGCUAUUAUUCUGAUGGAUUAGGUGAGCUAUAGGAAAUUUUCCAUAAAGGUUUUAAGUUAAAUGAUUGAUCUACAGUGAUUAAUUCAAGAUUAUUAAUAAAUCGUUCAAUAUAAAUCUCUCUUUGUCUUGACAGUUCGAUGUAUUCAUUUAACAAGACUGAAAGGCGAGGUCUUUCCAACACCAUCAGGUUCGGCUGAUAAAGUGGAGAUAUAUAGAAAUAAAGGUCACUGCAGUACAAAGUGUAUGAAUUCAAAUAGUUGCAUUGGAAUAGCUUUAUUUCAAGGAAAAUGCUCAAUUUUAAAAGAUAAUACUAACUUAAAUACUUUAAAGAUCGCGGGUUGGAAAUUAUACUCAAUAAAGAAUUAAAAUUGAAAAGUAUUAACUUUACUUACCUAAAGUAUUUGUCAACUAAUUCUUUAAGUUGAAUGGUCCAUCCUGGGAGGUUGGGAUGCACUAAUAAUACACGAUGUUGUAUUAAAAGUAGUAAUGAUUUUUCCUGUUGUGAUUAAAUAAAAACAUGUUAUAUUUGUAGCUGCGUUUUAAAUUUUCAAUAAAAGUGAUAGUCUUUAAAAUGAA